AUGAGGAGAGCUGGAGAGCAAGUGGGUCUCCUCCUCCUGUUCUCCCUGAUGAUCGCAAUCCAUCCAGGGUCACAGGAGUCCUCCGUCUACCCCCAGGACUGCCAGCCCCUGCAGGUGCUGUGCGACAUGGUCACCGACGGAGGUGGAUGGAUUGUCUUCCAAAAGUGGUCGGAUGGCUCGGUGAACUUUUUCCGCGACUGGGCUGCCUACAAGAAAGGAUUUGGAAACCAGCUGACCGAAUUCUGGCUGGGGAAAGACAACCUUCACCGCUUGACCUCGCUGGGAAAGAAUGAAUUGCGUGUCGACUUCACUGAUUUUGAAAAUCAGCAUUCCUUCGCCAAAUAUGCGUCCUUCCAGGUGGCGGCAGAAUCUGACUGGUAUUGGCUAACUCUGGGAGCCUUCAUGGGUGGCUCUGCAGGUGAGUCCCUGACAAAGUCCAGCAUUCUUCUCCAUGAGCCUCUUGGAAUUGGGCUUUAA
Thamnophis sirtalis is the source of this 477-nucleotide messenger RNA. NCBI's taxonomy places the organism in Eukaryota, Metazoa, Chordata, Lepidosauria, Squamata, Natricidae. The record is from RefSeq and is a predicted model, not a curated record.